Molecule: messenger RNA, 3667 nt
Organism: Rhagoletis zephyria (snowberry fruit fly)
Lineage: Eukaryota; Metazoa; Arthropoda; Insecta; Diptera; Tephritidae
Gene: Hip14
Product: palmitoyltransferase Hip14
Molecular function (GO): protein binding; palmitoyltransferase activity
Source: RefSeq, a predicted model, not a curated record
GUCAACAAGCAGAGAAUUGUCAAUUGAAAUGUCAAAAGUGGUAAAAGUUUGGAGUGUAAUCUUCAUUUUUCGGGUUGCGUGAUACAAUUUUUGGGUUUUGGAAAAUUUACGUUCCAGAAUAUACAGGCUAUCUAUUAAAAAGUGGAUUUCCAUAUAUAAAUGACUCUUUCAUAAUAUGCAUUAAGUAUAUCUUCAAUUUUGUUUUGCGUAAGGUGCUAUUAAUUAUUUUUAAAUGCUGGAUUGAGUGCACCGUCACUCAUACCAACGCAAUUUUGCGUUUAAUGAUAGCAUCAGCGGAAGCAGGCUGAUUCAUAUUUCAGGACACCAGUGGUUAGCCCAGCGAAAAUAGCUGCUAAAGGAAAUUUGGUAUAGAAAUAUUCCUUUCAAUUCAAAUAUUCCUUAACAUCAAUACUAAGCAUCAUGUAUCAGAGCGCCUGCAAUGUCGCUACGACUGGCUCGUGCGCACCCGGUACUGAAAAUGACCGCGAAGCAGAGCGUCAGGCUGCGCUAAUGGCACAACAACCGCCCACUGCGCCCGUGGAGCCCGACUACAGUGGUUUUGAUAUUGUCAAAGCGACGCAAUAUGGAGCUAUAGCGCGUGUGCGCGAACUCAUUGAAUCAGGUUGGGAUGUUAAUCAGCCUGAUAGUGAGACAGUAACACUGCUCCAUUGGGCAGCUAUCAAUAAUAGACGCGACAUAAUACGUUAUUUCCUGGAGAAAGGCGCCAUUGUGGAUGCAAUAGGAGGCGAAUUGAAUGCUACACCUUUGCAUUGGGCCACACGUCAAGGACAUCUUGCCUCUGUUGUCUUGCUUAUGAAUGCUGGAGCUGACCCGCGAAUACGAGAUGCUGAGGGGUGUUCCUGCAUACAUAUUGCAGCUCAGUUUGCGCACACGGCAUUAGUUGCAUACUUUAUAGCAAAAGGUGUGGAUCCAGAUUUGCAGGAUCGUGGCGGAAUGACAGCGCUUAUGUGGGCGGCAUGGAAAGUUUGCGCACUAGAUCCUGUACGUUUAUUGCUCACACUUGGGGCUAAUCCCGCCAUGGUUGAUUACACACACGGCAAUACAGCGUUACACUGGGCAAUACUCGCCCGUAAUGCUACUGCCAUCUCUACGCUAGUACUCAAAUCACGCGCCUCCCUCGACGUUCCUAACCUGCGCGGCGAAACGCCCCUAUCGAUGCUGGAAACACAAGCGGGCGCCAUAUGGAUUGGAGCUAAAGUAUUAGAUCGCGUACGUGAGGCCUCACACAAAUCACAACCCCAACGGUCAGGAAUAUCGCGACUACGCCAUGAUAAGCGUCUACGUUGGUGGGCAAUGGUGGCAUGUCCAUUUACCGCCUUCUAUCUGGCAGGUGUAGUAUUUACACUGAAUACACUGUAUAUUAUUAAAUUCUUCCUGCUUGGCUGUCUCUACGCCAUUUUCCAUACGCUCGGAAAAGCGUUAUUCGAUGAACACUUGUUGGCGUUGCUCCCACUAAGCGUAUAUCUGGCUUCGAAGGCAUGGUUCUAUGUAACGUGGAUUGUUUAUAUCGUAGACGCGGUUUCUUUUGGCGAAACGGUGGUUUUUCUGUCUUGCUCCGCAGCGCUUUGGGUGUGCUUCAUCAAGUCUUGGAAGGGAGAUCCGGGCAUCAUACGACCAACGCAGGAACAACGAUUUAAAACGAUUAUCGAAUUAUCAGAACGUGGUGGCAUUGGUUUUGAGCCUUCUUCCUUCUGUUCAGGUUGUCUUGUACGGCGACCCAUACGUUCAAAACAUUGCAGCGUUUGUGAUCGCUGCGUUGCACGCUUCGAUCAUCACUGUCCUUGGGUUGGCAAUUGCAUUGGACUUAAAAAUCACGCUUAUUUCAUGGGUUUCCUCUGGAUGUUACUCAUAAUGUGCGGUUGGAUGUUAUACGGCGGCGCCUGUUAUUAUAUAUAUCAAUGCAAUGUACAUUUAACUCUCGUACCGCUUGAGGAUUUUAAGAAAGCCAUCAGUGACAUAGCCAAUUGCAAUCCAUGGGUUGGCUGGGUUAUGGCUAAUGCAUUACUACAUCUCUCAUGGGUUGUGUUGCUGACAAUAUGCCAGACAUAUCAAGUCGUAUGCCUAGGAAUGACAACAAAUGAGCGCAUGAAUCGUGGACGGUAUCGACAUUUUCAAGCGAAAGGUGGACAAAGUCCUUUCACACGUGGGCCAAUCAACAAUUUCUUCGACUUCUUACAAUGCAGCUGUUUUGGUUUGGUACAACCACGUCGGAUCGAUUGGAUGAACUACUACGAUUUAGAUAUGCAGGUGGGACGUACAACUGUGGAACAAGAGCCAUUAUUGCGUGGUAAUGCUGAUGGUGAAGGUGGUGGCACAGAGCUAGCACACUAUCAGUAUGUGUAGGAUAAGUCGAAUCGGGAUGCGGAGACACGCAAUGCACCCAUAGCAAAUGUGUAGGCAAAAACGGCUGGGCUGGAAAGUAUACAAUCAAUGGCAUUUUUUUUAAGUGCAUUAUUUAAAAGGAAGUAGUCAAGUAAAUGAAUAGUAUGACUAAGUGCCUCUUUUACAGUGGGGGGUUAACUCAAAUUCGGCUGUUAACCGUCAAUUUUUGUACUAAAAACAUGUAGUUAACAGCCGAAUGAGAGUUAACUCGUCACUGUAAAAACGGCCCUAAGUGGUUUAGUCGUGAUGACGCUUCUAAAGUAUGUACGUUGUUACAAGGCCAACCCUUAGUCUUGAAUAAUUGACAGUAAUAAGCCACAAAAAGCAUUUGCUAAACGCAUUAACCUUUCGCUGUAUUAUAUGUAAACCUAGUUAUUAUAAUUUAUAAGAUUAAUUACGCUUAGGUGGAAAAUACGUGAACAAAUUUUGAAUAAAUUUGACUACGAUGUGCAUCAUAAGUACGUAGUUGUAUUUGUAUUGUAUUUAUUUUACCACAACUGUAAUUAUUAGUGCUUAAACUUUUUUAUUCAUAUUGAUUGCCAAUCUUAAAAGCUUUAGAUAACAAGGCUAUUUCUUUAAUUUCUGCGCAUACAUGUACAUGCAUAAUAGUGAGCUUUUUAAGUUAAGGUUAGACCGUUUUAUUAUUUCCGACAUAAUGAAUAUACUGUCUAACAUGUGAACUCAGUUAAAAAUUUAGCGAACAUUUAUUAUAGCAAGAUCAGAACGACGUUUGCAUAGAUAUUUAUGCAUGGAAAAGUGUAAUGCAUUUGCAGUUUGGGUAGCCGUCUGUGUGGUCAAAGUAAACCGAUUCAUGUUAGCACAAAGAUAUUGUGUGCGUUGUAGGAAAAAUGCAUUGGGAAUGACAUUAGAAAUAUAGUAAAUUAUUUGUUAAGCAAAUACAUAUGUAUAUAUGUAUUUUUUUUUUCUAAAACUUCUUGGUGUCAUACGUGCUAAUUAAAUAUAGUACAUACAUAAAUACAAAGAUAUUAAUAAAGUUUAAAGUGUUGUUUGCCGUUGGAAAAUGUGGUUUAAAACAGAGGCUUAGUUGCACAGUUUGCAAUAAAAGUUUAAUUCCUUUUUUAUUGGAUGGAGACCAUAAUGAUGCGAGGUUCUACCAGAUGUUUUGACUUUUCUUAAACUUAAAUCUUUCUGUGUAAACCAAUUUUUAAAAAGUGUGCAAAUUCAAAAUUGUUUCUAAUUUAUAGUUGCAUUUAAAUAACAAUACAUUUUGCUAUAUACUGUACCUAACUUAAAAUACUCAUCA